AUGCCAUUGUAUUUAAUGUGUCGUCGUAUAUUAUUCAAUAUAAAUCACCGUACUAUACGUAGUCGGUGGUUUUUUAUAACUAUACUCCUUGUUACUAUAAUAAUUGUUAUUCUUCUUGCAUAUCGUUUAUCAAAUAUUCCGCAAGAAUGUUUACUAGAACAGAAUUCAUUUAGAAAACAAAAUAAUAUAAAUCACAACUCAUCAUUAGAAAGACCGGUCAUAUUUAUUGGUGGAAUGCCACGUAGUGGUACAACAUUGAUGCGUGCUAUUCUUGAUUCACAUCCACUUGUUCGUUGUGGUGAAGAAACAAGAGUUAUACCAAGAAUAUUGAAUAUGAGAGUAGCAUGGGAAAAAUCUAAUCUAGAAUGGAGUAGACUUAUGGCUGGUGGUAUAAGCGAAGCAAUGAUUGAUUCAGCUGUACGAGCAUUUAUUUAUGAAAUUCUUCUUAAUCAUAAUCAAUAUGCUGAUGUUCUUUGCGACAAAGAUCCCUUUGUACUCAAAUAUGCAACAUACAUAUCAUCUAUAUUUUCUAAUGCAAAAUUUAUUCUGCUAGUACGUGAUGCACGCGCUGUCAUACAUUCUGUAAUGACACGAAAAGUUACAAUAACUGGCUUUAGUUUAUUGGAUUAUAGACAAAAUUUAAAAGUAUGGAAUAAAGGUAUGGAAGCAAUGAUGGAUCAGUGCACACAAGUUGGUAAAGAUAAAUGUUUACCUGUUUAUUAUGAACAAUUAGUUUUACAACCGAAAAACGUUAUCGAAAAUAUUUUGAAAUUUUUAAACUUAACUUGGGUUGAUAGCGUAUUGCAUCACGAAGAACUUAUUGGAAAGAAAAUAUCUUUAUCAAAAACUGAACAUUCAUCUGAUCAAGUUAUUAAACCGAUUAAUUUGGACGCAUUAACAAGAUGGAUUGGUCACAUUCCCAGUGAUGUCAAAAGUGAAAUAGAUACAUUAGCACCAAUGCUCAAAAGACUAGGCUACGAUACGCAAUCCGAUGUACCAACAUAUGGUACUCCUGAUCAAUUAGUACUUGAUAAUAUGAAUGAAUUGAAAAAAAAUGCAGAAUUUUGGGAUUCUAAAGCAAAAUCUUACGCUCGUCAAGCACCUAACGAUACACGUCUAUUCCAAAAUCAUACGAAACAUCAACCGAUUCUUUAA
This is a messenger RNA of Rotaria socialis, 1155 nucleotides long. Lineage: Eukaryota; Metazoa; Rotifera; Eurotatoria; Philodinida; Philodinidae. The record is from the annotation of a GenBank genome assembly.